This is a messenger RNA of Helianthus annuus (common sunflower), 1392 nucleotides long. RefSeq names its product proline-rich extensin-like protein EPR1. NCBI's taxonomy places the organism in Eukaryota, Viridiplantae, Streptophyta, Magnoliopsida, Asterales, Asteraceae. The coding region runs from base 1 to 1392 and encodes 463 amino acids. The record is from RefSeq and is a predicted model, not a curated record. The transcript is spliced from 2 exons.
AUGGCAUCUUCUGAUAGUGGAGUGUCCAACACGAUCUACCCUAUGGCCAUUACCUCGGAUGACAAGAUAGCCACGGACCCGGAGGUUCAUACCUCAGACACCACGAGCACCGAUGAGGAUGACUUUCAGACUUUUGCCCUACCGGACCUCGGAGACGACUUGCCCUUAGCUGAUGGUCCACAGGGAGAGGAUCUACCCCUUGUCCUGAUCCCUGCCCCUCUCCCAUUUGCUGCAGUUCCCUUUGAGGAACAGCCUCUCGACACGUUACCUGAUGGCGACAUCGAUCUACUUAUCGAGGGUCCCCCGGAGGGUGACCAGGAUGGUGGGGCCCCGAUGGAGGAUGAUGUUCCACUUGCUGAUGUCCCAGUUGUCGACCCUGUUGUUCCUAUGGUUGAGAUUCCUGGCGCUGAUGACCUUGUUGUGCCACCUUUCGAGGCUCCUGUUGUGGAGGCCUUACCUGAUCCAUCCAUUUCCUACCCGCUGAAGCCUGAGGUCGAAUUUAUACCUGUUGAGCCUGCUCCAGCUGAUCUAGAGCUUGGAGUUGUACCAGAGCCUGUUUUCGCUCCCGACCCUAUUCUUGUUGAUGCACCAGUCGUCGCACCACCCGUCACUGAUGCACCCGUUGUUGCACCACCAGCUGCUGAGGUCCAAGUUGUUGCACCUAUACCUGACCCUAUGCCAAUGUUUAAUGACCUUGCACCUUUCGCUACACAUAUUGAUCCGAGAUAUGCCGACACCCGUAACGGGUGGAUUGAGGAUGAUGACUAUCCUCCGUUUAUUCUACCCGUCACUCCACCUGCUGCACCUAUUUCUGCACCAGUUGAUAUUCCACUGAUCCACCCACACGUAUUUGACACUCACCGCACCGACUUACCCACUACAUUUCUUCACGACAUACCUCCUCCUCGUCCAGGGGAAGGACCUUCUACUGGCCCGCAUGGUCACAUGCCACCCUUGACCGCAGCUUUUCCAUAUAUACCCCCUUUUGCACCGACUACACACACAGCUUUUACUUCUACAGCACCGACGGGCGAGCCAUUCAUGUGGUCUUCGCCCAAUGUUAUGCCUUUAUCAGACCCAUACCAACCUUUCCAUGUGGGAUAUACCACGGAUGAUAUACUCAUAUCCUUGCAGUUACAGCAGGAUGCGUUAAGCCGACGAGUCCAGGAGCUGGAGAGGAUUCUAUAUCCCCCACCUUGUCGUUGCCAGUCGCCUUUUGCGACACCACCGACUCCUCUCGGACUGCACCCCGAUUCCGAUGUCCAUUUCCUCACCAGGGACCAGCAGAUUGCUUAUCUACUGCGUGUUGUCCACGCUCUCGAGGAGGAUUUGGCACAUUUGCGCAGAUUAGUUCUCACUCCUCCACCUCCUCCUCCCCCACCAUCAGCUUAG